CGGCCGAUUGAAAAUGAUCCAAACCAGAAAUAUGUAGGCUGGGGACCCUGAAUCACCCCCAGGAUGGACUUCCUGGUUCUCUUCUUGUUCUACCUGGCUGUGGUGCUGAUGGGUGUUGUUACGAUAUGCAUCUGCUCAAAAACCCAUUACCUGAGAGGCCUGGUCAGAGGAGGAGCCCAGGUAAUUUCCUGUAUAAUUCCAGAAUGCCUUCAGAGAGCUAUGCGAAAAGUGCUUCAUUACCUCUUCCACACACGAAACCACACCUUCAUUAUGCUGCACCUCCUCUUGCAAGGGAUGGUUUAUGCUGAAUACACCUGGGAAGUAUUUGGCUACUGUCAGGAGCUGGGGUUCUCCCUGCAUUACCUUCUCCUGCCCUACCUGCUGCUGGUUAUAAACCUGGUGUUUUUCACGCUCAGCUGCGUAAGCAACCCUGGCACUAUAACAAAAGCAAACGAGUUUUCGUUACUUCAAGUUUAUGAAUUCGAUGAAGUGAUGUUCCCAAAGAAUAUGAAGUGCUUCACUUGCAAUGUGAGGAAACCAGCGCGAUCCAAGCACUGCCGUGUGUGUAACAGGUGUGUGCACCGUUUUGACCAUCACUGUGUUUGGGUGAACAACUGUAUCGGGGCCUGGAACGCCAGGUACUUCCUCAUCUACCUCUUGACGUUGACGGCCUCAGCUGCCACCAUGGCCGUUGUGAGCACCGUGUUUCUGGUCCAGUUGGUGGUGGUGUCGGACUUGUAUCUGGAGACUUACGUUGAUGACCUUGGACACUUGCAGGUUAUUGACAUUGUCUUUCUUAUUCAGUACCUGUUCCUGACCUUGCCAAGGAUCGUCUUCAUGCUGGGUUUUGUUGUGAUGCUGAGCUUCCUCCUGGGGGGCUACCUGUGCUUCACUUUGUACCUGGCUGCCACCAACCAGACCACUAAUGAGUGGUACAGAGGUGACCGGGCCUGGUGCCACCAUUGUCCCCACGUGGCCCGGCCCCCAUCAGCAGAGCCCCAGGUCUACCGGAACAUUCAUUCCCAUGGGCUUUGGAGCAACCUUGGAGAGAUCUUCCUACCUGCUGCUGCACAUUGUGCUGAGAAGAUGAACUAA
This is a messenger RNA of Puma concolor (puma), 1095 nucleotides long. It is a transcript of the gene ZDHHC4, whose product is annotated as zDHHC palmitoyltransferase 4. Lineage: Eukaryota; Metazoa; Chordata; Mammalia; Carnivora; Felidae. Gene Ontology annotation, biological process: protein targeting to membrane; peptidyl-L-cysteine S-palmitoylation. Gene Ontology annotation, cellular component: Golgi apparatus; endoplasmic reticulum. Gene Ontology annotation, molecular function: protein-cysteine S-palmitoyltransferase activity. The record is from RefSeq and is a predicted model, not a curated record.